CAGUAGGCCUAGCUUUAAUGUGCAAUGAUCUGAAAUGUUAAGACUAAGUUUAGUAAUGAAUGAAACUUAUUAACUUUUUAAAAUUGAAUUCCAUCAUUACAUACUUAAUAAGAAAAAGAUUAGGCUACAAUACUGUCAACAAAUAGCAAUCAAUGCAAGACAUCUACCGUUAUCUAAUCUCAGUGUUAUCCAUAUGUAACUCAGUUGGAUGGCGUCAGUAUUCCAUGAAAAAAGUUUCAGAUUCAAUUAUCGAGCUUCAGUUAAAAAAUAAAAGAUUACAACAGGAACUGAUUCGAAACCGAUAAACUUAAUUGCAAAGUUUUGACAUUCACGGAAGUGUGAGAAAUUAAUAUCUGAAAGAAAACAUUGUCAUUGGCAAAAUAAGUAAACAGUACAAGAAUGGGAGUACCAAAAUUUUACAGAUGGAUAAGUGAACGUUAUCCAUGCCUGAGUGAGGUGGUUAAGGAAUUCCAGGUUUGAAUACAAUAAUUAAAACAAUAGUUGAAUUAAAUAAGUAUUGAAAAAUAAAUCUAAAAAAAACCCAAACUGGCUAAACCCAAACAUGCUGACAUGCUUUUUAGAAGCAAAAACCAGAACCACAUAGACAAUGCCGCUGUGAACUCGACAUCAGUCGAAAACUUCAAGGCUGCCCUGGCAUCAGCUAGGAGCUGUUAGACUAGCAACAUCUUUCCCCGAACCGUUGCACAGAUGCCAGUAUAUGGAUGCAGCAACGAACACUACCAGAACCAGAAUAAAUUGGCACUGACCUGCACUUAUCCUUUAUAUUUUAUAUGUCUGGUCUGAACUUGCUGAGACAACUCAAACAAAAGGAGCUUACAAAUACCUUGGACUGGGAGACUCAUUUGCAAGCUGGUGAAACCAGCAAGACAGUACAGUGACUAAGAGUACCUAGGCUAGGCGAGGAGAAAUGAAUAAUAAUAAACUAUAAGGCGCCAUACUGCCUUAUUGCCUUCACGUCGUCAGUGGUAUUUAUUUUGUUGGAUCAGGAUAACUUGGUCAUUACAUUAGGAGAAAUAAAAUUAAGUUAACACAUUUAUUAGUCCCACUAAUUACUUUCAUUUUAAUUAAUAAAUUGGCUUGUUAUAGUUAUUAUAGACUAUGUUUAGUAUGGACAUUGGUAUGACAUCAGGGAUGAUUUACAUAUUUCUACGCCAUUUUAUUAUUCAUUGUUUUACAAUAAAUAUGGCCAGCAUAAGAGUCCCAAAACUUAAGACUGAUUUCCAAAUAGGGACAUUUACUAAGAUAUGAUAAUGGAGGAAAAAAACAAUUUAUACGAAACACUAAUAUUGGCUAAUAGGUUGUCAGUCCUAGUCUAAUAGUUAAUAGUCAAUAUCUUCAAGCAAUCCCCUUAUCCGCAAACUGCUAUUAGUGAGACCAUACCUACCUACCUACAUGCCCAGUUACCCACAUACUGUAGCAUCACAAAAUGUAAAAUUGCAAGUUUGAAAAAGAUCACUCAAGUUGGCUUCAUAAGAGAUUGUAUUUAAAUACAAUAGCAGAAUGCCAACAGAAAAUGGUACUACCGGAGCGUCUGGUGUGCUUUCCAUAUGAUCAGUGGCGUAGUUAGAGUUUGUGAUGUCUGGAGUGAGUCAUGAUUUAUGAUUCAAUGUAUUUCACUCCAGAAAGACAAAAAAUAUAAUUGUAAAAAGUGGCAUCACUAUGUGUGGUGGGUGCAGACUCCACAAAAUGACACCAUCACAGGUGAUUACACCUAAUUGGAAAAUGGCAAAUUUAACAAAUGGUAGUUAAAUAUAAAAGCAGGGUGCCACACACCAACUUUUUAAUUAAUCAUUAUAGCAAUUACUUAACAUGAAUUACAAUUAUUAUUGCAUAAAUCUUUCUUUUUUUAUUUUCCUGUAGACCUUUUUACUAUUACCCUCACUUUGAAUUUAAAGAAAAAAAGCAUGCAACUUUACAUGAUAGUAUUAUGUGCAUUGUCACUGUAUUAACAUGUUUAGGACUUCUUAUGGCAUAAAAUUUUUGCACUGUAAGUUUAUAUAUAGGAGCUGAUUUGUUUUGGCCAUCAUUUAAAAAAAAAUAUGAUAACUUAUUUAAAAAAAAAAAAAAAAAAAAAAAAAAAAAAAAAAAAAAAAAAAAAAAAAAAAAAAUUAUGGAAUAAAAUUUUUGCACUGUAAGUUUAUAUAUAGGAGCUGAUUUUUUUUGGCAAUAAUUUAAAAAAAAAUAUGAUAACUUAUUUAAAAAAAAAAAAAAAAAUAAAUAAAUAAAGUUAACAAAUAAAAUAACAUAAUAAUGUAUGCAUUUUGAGUAAAAGAUUUUAGGAAAAUGUUUACCUAAAUAUUAACUUAAAUAGAUUUGUUUUAAUUUUCUUUGUGUCAAAGAGUUACAAUAUUGUUGUUAAAAGUAUAUUGAAAUUAAUUUCUUUUUUCUAUGUUCCUUCUCGCCUUUUCAUAGCUACCAGAGUUUGAUAAUCUGUAUUUGGAUAUGAAUGGAGUAAUACAUGUGUGCUCACAUCCAGAUGAUGAAAACCCUCACUUUCGUAUCACAGAAGAGAAAAUAUUUAAAGACAUAUGCCAUUACAUUGAUGUGAGUACCAAUCAUUAUGUUCAUAUUGUGUUUUAUUUAAACAUUAUUUGAGACAACUUGUUUAUGCUUUACUUGUUGACACCAUGCUUUACAUUCAGAUCUCAACAAUAUUUCAUGCGUUAAAUCUUUUGUUGUUAUUGAAUAGGCCUGAUCCAUUUCUGCCUCUCAUUUUUAUUCUACAGUUUUUGUUUCGCAUGAUCAAACCAAAAAAAGUAUUUUUCAUGGCUGUUGAUGGAGUUGCACCAAGAGCUAAGAUGAAUCAACAAAGAGGUCGUCGUUUCAGGUAUUUAGUAGUGCUUCAGUUAGGGAUAUAAUUAUGGAAAAGGGGCAUGUCGCUGAAAUUUAUUAUGACUCUGAAACUUAUAUAAAAAAAUAGGCAGUGUCUAUUGGUUAUUAUAUAGAAAAGAAAAAAAAAAUUAAUGCAGCUGCAUAUUAAUUUAUUGCUGAUGUAAUUAAUUUUAGGCAUAAUAUGUGGAGGACUGGGUUCAUUUUGAAGCAGAAUGAAAUGGCAGAAGAAGACGUUUUAGUCAAAUUAUUCUUUGUUAUGAUCUUUCAGGUUUUCCCCAUCUCUGUAUGUUAUAUUUCAUUUUAGGUACACAGGCUGUGGUAUUUUCAGUUCAUCACAAAAGAUUUCAUUUUAUGAUUGUUUAUACUUCUAAUUCAGGUCUGCAAGGGAGGCAGAGCUGCUGAUUCAAAAAGCACAAGAAAGAGGAGAAACUUUACCCACAGAGCAGCGUUUUGAUUCUAAUUGCAUAACACCAGGUAAAGCUUAGCUUCUGUUAAACCUCAUGCCCAAUUUCCCUUUAAUUUGCUAUAUUUUCUUAACUUAUAUCAGCCUUAACCCUUUGAACCCUUGGCUCCUGGGCCUAAAAUACCCAUGUCCCCUGGCUCCUGGAGAAAAUGUCCACACCCUGACACAAGCAUACAAAAAUCAAAUGAUUAUAAAAUUAAAUAAAUUGUAUUUAUUUCAAUCUAAAUUUGUCUGUUUGUAGUCCAUAAGUAUAAUAAAAUGUAUCACAGAGAUAAAAUUGUCUUAGAAAUGUUGUAAAAUGGCAUAAUAAAAGGUCAUUUAUACUACCCUUAUUUUUCAUAAAAGCCAAGGCCAGGACUAGGGCUAGACCUUGUGUUGUUUCUUCUGUUCCCAAAGCACACAUCGAUAGCACUAGAAGUUGAAGUCAAUCGAUCAUCACUAUCAUCGUCUAUUUGCUUUAUUUCAAUCCUUUUUCAAAACACAAUAAUAGUCCUUUGAAUUAUGUACAUUAUCAUAAAACUAUUCUAGUUUGAGUCUUUUAGAAAGCAAUUUUUAUAUUUUAGUCACCUCUAUCCAUCGAAAAACAUGAUUAAAACAUAACAAAAACAAUGCAUUCAUGGGUGCGGCCAUUACUGUGAACUUUUGCAAGUCAGGUGUUAUAUUUACAACACGUGUUGUAUUUACAACACAUUUUAUAUCUGGACUGUUGAUCUAUGAUAAGGUAUGGGAGACCCAAAUAUCUGUCUGGCGGGGUGUGGAUUUUUAAGGCGCAGCAGUGGUUUGCCACCUGAUAUCUGGAAUGAGUUAAUUCAUUUCUGAUUUUUUUUUUAUAUUAGUGCAGUUUUAGAAAAAUAUAUUAACUUCUGAUGAUUUUCUUUUCAUUAUUGUCUUAUUUAGUUAUUAGUAUCUGUUUUUAAAAAAUGUAUUUAUUGGUGUGUGUACUUUUGAUAUGUUUAAAUAUGUUUUUGUUUAUAAUUGCUGGGGUCAGAGGGUUAGUCAUCAAGAAAAGAUUGUGAACUUUUGAGGUUAAAAAUUUGGAUAAAAGGCUGCUUGCUUUCAGGAAAAGUAUUUUACUUUCUUGACAGGCACACCAUUCAUGGUAAGACUACAAGAUCAUCUUAAAUAUUUUGUUGUGGACAAGAUAACACAUGAUCCAUUGUGGCAGGGCCCUAAGGUUUACUUAUCUGGCCAUGAGGUAAGUUAGCAUGGACAAGAAAUAAAGGAUUAGAUAACUGGUUCUGAUAACUGAAUAUAUUGAAUGCUUUCUCCUUUUAAUUGAUAAAAACUAUAACAAAUUCUGUUUUUCUAAACACACACCACCCCUCUGUCUAUCACUUUUCUCAUUAAUUUUCACAUUUAGACUCCAGGAGAGGGAGAACACAAAAUCAUGGAUUAUAUCCGAUAUUCAAAAAGUCAAUCUGAUCAUGACCCAGAUACCAGACAUUGCUUGUAUGGACUUGAUGCUGAUCUGGUGAGUAUUGAGCAUUUAACCUUGUCACAUUUUGCAAAGUUCCUUUACACUUUAGCGGAGCUUUGUAGAGUUAAGGGGCUUCCCCAUAGAAAUUGAUUCUAAAAUAUGGGCUCCAGCAAGUCAAAAAGGGUUGUAAAACCACUGUUAUGCAGGAAAGACUAGAAACCAAGCACACUCAAUAACUUAGCACAAUAAUUUGACAUUUUAACAUUCGGGUUAACAUGCACCUUACUUUCUUUAGAUUAUGCUGGGACUCACAAGUCAUGAGCCACAUUUUUCAUUGCUCAGAGAAGAAGUUCGUUUUGGUGGUAGGAAAGAUAAAAACAAAAGGUAAAGCUCUAAAAAAACAUUAUUUAACCAUAAUUUUUGCAAAUUUCACUUCUUACCCCUCUUUUCCCCCUCUAGCUUGCAUUAUUUUUUUUUCUAAUAAUAAUUUAUGAAUGCCUGAAAUCGUUGGUUUAAUCAAUUAAAUAUUUUUUAAUUUGUUAAUUUAUUAACAACGGGUGUUUGAUGUAAAAUGGUUAUUUAUAUUGCCCAUUGUUAGGCCUGUAACUCCUGAAGAAACAACAUUUCACCUCCUUCACUUGUCUUUGAUGCGUGACUACCUGUCGUAUGAAUUUUCAAGCCUGAAGGUAAAUUUUGUUCUAACUGCACACUAGACUAUAAAGGCAAGGUUUUUUCACUUUCAGCUAUGAAAGAUUAAGUGCACGUUUUGUUUUCCUUAACUAACAAAAAGAAAUCAAAUAUUAUUUAGCUGAGAUUAUCGUUGAAUGGUAUUUCCUUUUCUACAUAUGUUCUGUCAUAAACACGGUUUUUAAACAAAACUGUUCUCCAGGGCAAGUUACCUUUUGAAUGGAAUCUUGAGAAUAUUAUAGAUGACUGGAUCCUGAUGGGUUUUCUGGUAGGCAAUGACUUUAUACCUCACUUGCCUCACCUGCACAUACAUGCGGAUGCUUUGCCUUUGCUUUGGAGAACAUAUAUGAAUGUGCUGCCUCAGCUGGAUGGUAAGUGUCGACGGGAGUAAAUCUUACUUUACAGAUAUAACCCAAUAUUGGGAUAAACUCUAGGACAAAAUACCGAGAUAUAGGUUUGUACAAAUUCAGUUUCUUUUAAGAGAUUUGACAUUUUAAAAGUUAUUUUGCUAACUAAUGCAUUUCUGUUUGGACAGGAUAUAUCAAUGAAGCUGGUCAUCUCAAUCUGCCUCGCUUUGAAAAAUACAUGGCUGAGCUUUCAAAGGUUGGAAUGGUUUUGUUAUUGCUGUCUCAGAGAAUGGCUAAUUAUUCAUCCUAUUCAGAAAUACUUUUGACCUAAUUGUCAUGGAGAUUUACCUGAUAUUCAUAAAUAAAAAUUUAUUUUGACCUGUUAUGUCCAUAUUUUAUCAGUGACGAUCUGAUUAUGACUUUUUUUGCCCCCAUGGCUAAAUGGUUCAGCUUCACUUCAAUGGCUUUCCUGUGAGUUAAGCCACUGAUAUAAUCAUAUCAUUAAAAUGAUUUUCUGUUGGGGAAUAAUAUUCAAAUUGUUCCUCUAGUGUAGUGUUUCCCAAACUUUCAACAUCUGUGUACCCCUGUCUAUAAUUUUCAUAACACUGAGUACCCCUCAUUUUUCUUUUAGUUGGAGCCUUUUGAAAAAAGAAUAAUGAUGUACAUUUUAUAAAACAUUUUAACUCUAAUGUCAUCAAUGAUAUUCUCUAUAUUUGCAGUUUGAUGAGGACACAUUUGAAAGUGCUUUCAGUGAUCUCCGCUAUCUUGAGAGUAAACUGGGUGGGAAGAGCAUCAAUGAAAGUGCUGGAGCCAGCAGACAAGCUGGCAAAUUAAAGAAAUUGAAGCCUGUAAUUUUGUAUCCAUUUUGAUUGGAAAUUCUUUUGUGAUUUUUGUUUCUCCAAUACCUUUGUUUAAUAUUUGAAUUGCCCUUUCUCCCUAUAUUGGACGGUCCAACUGACGUACAAAUGUAGUAUAUUUUAUAAUUAGAUGAACAAUUUUUUUUCGUUUGUUGUUUAGUUCAUUGUUAAACAAGAUGGAGUCCCCUUUGCUGCACUGGAAGACGAAAGCAAAAAUAAUGGUAAGUUGAUACCUGAGUUAUCCUUCCUUUCUUUUUAAACAAUUUGUAAGCACUGUGCAAAAUAAAGAUUAACAAAUGUUAUGAAGAUUUUUUUAACGCUGCCUCUAUAGCCAAUUAUAAUUUUGUUUAAAAAAAAAAUCUACUUCUAGUGUAAAAGGGACAGUUUUAUUUCUAGAAAUGGUUACAUUUUUUAAUACCAAUAUCAAAUAAAUAUUUGUUUUUAAGUAUCUCAGUUGCAUCACCAAGAUAGCACAGACACACUGCAAUUUAGAUUAGGUCAACAUAUGGGAACUGUGACGGAAAAGGAUUUGUAAUUGGUUUACUUAGUUUCCACUACGCCAAUGCAUAAAAAAUUGAAUUUAAAGGGACUUUUAAUUUUUUUAUAUUUCUGAGUUAUAUUUAACAUAAAAUAACAUCUGAAAGUUUUAGAUGUGCUCCCGGAUGAAGACUCUGGUAACACUGAUGAUGACAGCGAUGCUGAUGAUGAACAGGAGGAUGACGACGAAGAUUUGAGUGAUGAGGAUGAAGAGGACUACAACACUUUUGGGGAUGAGUUCAGGCUUCACAAACGGGACUACUACAUGAAUAAAAUGUCUUAUACUGAAGUCACCCCGUAAGUUUCACCUAUAAGAGUCUAUUUUAGCACUUGAAUAUGUUUAGAGAUUUGCAAAUCUGCUAGAUGCUUGGAUGUCAUGGCAAGUGUGGGAGUCAAUUACUACAUAUGCCAGCUAGGCCUGGUAACUUAGUAAGUUUCUCUUUCUGCCUGUACAAAUCUUAUUAUUAUUUCCUCAUAUCCACCACUUCCCAUGUUGCAGCAAUGUGUUAGAAGAGCAGGCCCAUGGCUAUGUGAUAGCCAUUCAAUGGAUAUUGCUAUAUUACUUUGAUGGCUGUCCUUCCUGGAGCUGGUGAGUUUUUCUAAUAAAUAAAGGACUGCAUUUAAGCUAUGUGAAGGAAAUAGUGGAAGAAGGUAUUGCAGGAAGUUGGGUUUCCAAGAUUACAGAAAGUUAAAAAAAUUUAAAUAAUUCUUGGUAAUUUUGGUUUUGGAAAACCAACUUCCGGCAAUAACAUUAAUGGCAAACACUUUAAGUUUUUGAACUAUUUUCUAUUUCUUGUUGUUUCUUCAUUUAUGGUCCUGUCUUUCUAUUUCAAGCUUGCACAUGCCUUGAGUUUUUCUAUCAUCUUUUAGCUGUUCUAUCAUAAAAGUAUAAGUUUGCUAUUUGGGCUGAAUUAGUUGUGUUAAUUUUCAUACUUCAAGUUUCAUUUCAGAAGCCACUGAAAAUAAUCCAUACAAAAUUUUGCUUUCAUUUCUACUUGACAUUUUUCUACUAAACAUUCUUGUCUGUUGUAGGUUCUACCCUCACCAUUAUGCACCAUACAUCAGUGAUGUCAGAGGUUUUAGUGAUAUGACCAUCACUUUUGACCUGUCAAAACCAUUCUUGCCAUUCCAUCAGCUCAUGGCUGUCCUACCUGCAGCCAGCAAGGAACUCUUGCCUUUACCAUUGCAGGUAAUGUCCUUUUUAGGAAUUAUUUUAUUACUCAAAUUUGAAGUAAGGCGUUUUUUUUUUUUUUAUAGCUAUAUCUAUAAAGUAUUUUUCAUUACCUGCAAAUUAAAAAUAUUUAUUAUAGAAACACUGAGAAAUUCAAUACAGAAAAGUUGCUUCUAUAGUUAUAUAUUCAUUUACUACUUAAGGGUAAUCCAUAAAUAAUGUCAUGCAUCUAGAGAGGGAUUGGGGGGGGGGGGGGGUUCCCCAAUUUGUGAUGAUGUAUUUUGAGGGUGUAUAAAAUUUGUAAUACAUACAAAUUUAGCCUGAUGUCAUUUAUGGAUGGCCCCUAACCUUAUUUUUCUAAUUGUUGAAGCAGUGCUGCUCCUAAUGUUAUUUUUUUUUCUGCAAGUUCAUUUUUAUUGAUAAUUUAUACUUGUACGUUCAUUUUUAUUGAUAAUUUAUACUUGUACAGCUUCUGAUGACAGACUCAAACUCCCCAAUUGUGGACUUCUACCCUGUCAAUUUUGAGACUGAUCUGAAUGGCAAGCAACAAGACUGGGAGGCAGUGGUUCUCAUUCCAUUUAUUGAAGAGGUAAAAACUAGAUUGUUUUAUUCUCACCCUGUUUUUCUUGUUUUUGUUGCUCAUAUUUGUCUCACUUAGUAUAUAUAUUAAUUGUAUUCUACUGCCUGGAGAACUAAUGCUUUCAUCCAAAGCUUUCAUCAAUUUGUUCUGUUUUUUUUUACCAAAGCUUAUACUUUGGACAUAGAACACGUCUUAGUCACUCACAAAAAUGUUAAUGUUAACUCACCUACCUUAACUUAUUGCUGAAAAGUCUUAAUUAUAAAAAGUGUUGGACUGCAAUAAAGCUUUAAAAUAGAUUAAUAAUACACGAACAAAUGUGUGCAAUGCAAUGUUUAUCUUGUUUGUUGCUAAUUUUUGUCUCAAUCAGCAUAUAUAUUAAUUGAAAAGUCUUAACCUCGUUGACUUGUGUCUAUGUGACUGUUUUUGUUUUUGUUUGAUUCUUUGCAAUGUAAGAUAGUAAAGAAGACUUUAUUUCCCUUAACUUUUCAAGCAUUCCAGACUGGGCAUCAGUGACCAACUGCUUCAUUUAGUUGCACCACUGUGCAAUGAUCAUUUUGUCAUUUUCAUUUCUAUCUUUCUGCUCAAGGAAUUCCCAACCAUUAUGGGUGGAUAUUUCCUAAUUAUGGCCACAUCUUUUAAAACAGCAGAAAAAAUAGCGUCUUUUGAAACUUGGUUCUUCUUUUAUUUCUACAUGCAAUCAGAAACGUUUGCUAGAAACAAUAGCAAGCAAGGAGCAUCUUCUUACUAAAGAGGAGAGAGAAAGAAAUCGACAUGGUCCUCAUUUUCUGUACUACUUUACUCCUGACAACCAAGGGUUCUAUCCAUCUUCAUUGCCAGGAGUAUUUCCUGAUCUUCAUUUGACAAGAGCCAAGUAAUAAUUAUUUAGUUAAAGGGAAAUAAAAGGGAUCUUAGUUUUGAUGAUAAAUGACAGUGAAAACUUUUUUUAGGGUACCAAUAAACCUGUCACUGAAUAUUUUUCAAACAAGUUAUUUUUUAAUAGCGUUCUUGUCAAAUUUAAUAAUUGUUUUAGUGAUGCUAACUAUAACUAUUUUUUUGGGCGUGUGCAAAAUAAAGAAUAAUGCUUCUAUCCCAUUGGUAGUGAACAAAAUAAUUUUUUUAUUUUUCAUUAGUAUGGUUGGAGACAAAACUUUAUUGCCAAAUUCCUGUUAUUUUUCUACAGGGUUACUGAGCUUGAUAAAGACAUGUUCCGAAUAGAUGUGAACAGACUAAGGAAGGGCUUGUUAGAUAGUGUCAGACUUCAUGUGUACUUCCCAGGUUUUCCUAAACUGAGGUUUCUGCCCCACACAGUGAGUAAAUAAUUCAUAUACUCCCUCAAAAUUAUUAUUUUUUUUGUAUGCUGAAUCUAAUUUAACCAUGUCAACUCAGUGAUUAAAAUAACAUUUUAAUUUUAUGUAACAUUGUGACAUAUUGUCAAUUAAGCUAUUUUUCCUUUUCAGCAUGAGCUGGCAAAGUGUGGAUGUAAAGUUUUCCAGCACAACAGCCGAGGAGAAAAUAUGCUUCUCAGAAUACAAUCAAAAGAAGGGCUUGUAAGGAAUUAAAAAAAAAAAUUAAAUGCAGGAAAUAGAAUAAAAGGGGUUUAUUGCCUACUAGUUAUGGUGUUCCUUUUGUCUCUUUUGUCAUUGUUCUCCAAUGCUAGCUGCAGUCUAUUAGUGUGAGAGAGGUUACACCAAAUCAGUAGAGAUUUAUGUAAAAAAUCUUUUAAUUCACAUUCACGUGCUUCUUUUAAAUAAUUGUUAAAGAGACUUGAUUGAAAUUUUUAAAAGCAACGUUUGUUUUAAAAGGAAAUUACGUUUAUAAAACCUGUGAAUUUAGUAUUAGUUUCAGUGUAUUAUUUCUUAAUUCGCAGCACAUGUUUUUAUUAGAAAUUUUAUACAUGGAUUUUAAAAAUGUUUUAUUUCCUUAUAUAACUGUGUUAUAUUUCUAAUAAACAAAAUUAGAAAUUAGAGGAAAUUGCUGAUGAGCUCCUUGGAAAAGAAACUUAUGUUGGCUGGCCUCAUCUUCAUGAGGCGAAAGUUAUUGCUGUUGCUAAUGAGACAUUCAAGUAAUUGGUUUACCUAAUUUCAAUAAAAUAUCCUGUGUUCCUUUCAUUUUGAUGAUUAAAAUAAUUUUUAUUGCACUAACUUGAGGAAAGUCCUCUGAUCUGUUGAGCUUUUUUACUCUUCCCUAAAUGACUUGUGUAUAUUAAUAUAAUUCAUGAAACAUUAAAAUAAGAUGCCUAUUUUCAUGCCUAUAGUGCAAGUUUAUUUACAAAAAUACCUUUUAUUUUAGGAAUUUUUAUUGUUAUUUUAUGAAUAAAUAAGGGUUAUGUGCCUUCUGAAAAUGUAAGGAGAAAAUUUCGAAAUACAUUUUUUUAAAAGGAAUGAUUACAGCUAGGUGUUUAUUUUUCUAUUAAUCUCAAAAAGCAAUUAGAAAGAUUUGUUUAAUGGUGUAUGUGGAGCUUUACUGUCUUUUUUUGCACUCAAAAUAUAAUUUUAAAAUUGAUCUCUUCCUUGUGCAGAAUUGAAUUGCUGGAAGAAUUUAAUAAGAAAGGUAAGAAAGAAGCAGCAGCCAUUUCAUUCAGUAGGAAAAAACUGACUGCUGCAGAGAGUGCAGUUGUUGGCAGGGAAGCGAUCAGCAUCAAAGAGAGGUGAGACUUUUAUAUAAUUUCAAUCAUAGUAUAAUUUGAAUAAACUAUUACCAUUUAAUUUAAGAAAAUUAAAAUAAAGAUUUUUGAUUUGGCUGGCAGGUCCUUUGCACAUAUCAUAAGAGAUAUCGAUAUACUUUUAUAUUUACUGUUAAAAAUGUUUUUAUAAAUUAUAUUAUGAAAAUAAUCAAGUAUAACGAUAUGCAUUUUUAAAAUAAUAUAGUUCUUAGACCAUCGAUCUUUUGAGAUGUGUCGAGACCCAUGCAUUUGUCCCUUAAAGUAGGGUUCCCCCAACAUUUGACAUGUGAUCAGCUAUCUAUUAGGAACUGAGCUCCACUCUGAAACAGACUGGACUAUUUUUGCACUUGAAUCAAACCCAAAACACCCUGCCCCCAGUCCUUGGAAAAAUUGCCUUCCACAAAAACGAACUGUGGUGCCAAAAAGAUUGGGGACCACUGCUUUAAGCCAUUAAAAUAGGACAUAUUCUAUGUAAAAUCAACACCUUGGAAGCCACACAGCUUAUAUUUAUAUUUAUUUAUUUAGGCAUUUUUAUAUAGCGCUUACCAUAAAGCUCUAAACGCUUUACAAUUAUUAAAAACAUGUAAACUAAGUAAAUAAAAAUGAGACACUAGGAUAGUAACUACUAUACUAUAGAAACAAUGAAAAUGGCUAUAAAACGAGGACACUUUGACACUUUAACACUUCAGCAUCAACCCGAAACAGAAAAUGAGGUAGGGCAAGGAGGGUGCAUCACAGGUCACCCCAUUUUAGUACAGAAUUUGAGAAUCCUUCUUUCUUUUUAAUCUUUUUUUUACCUCUGGUUUUGUUUUAGGCACAUGGAUCGCUUUGCCAUUGAUGUUGGAAACACAGAAAUUGUUAUAUAUGCUAGCCCAUUGACUGGAAAGAUGUGAGUACUGUGACUAAAAUACUUUUUAUCAAAUUUUGUUCUUUAAGUAUUGCAUUUUAAUUAACUUAUUUAGUAAAACUUUCAGGAUAUUGAAUGUAGAAGAAUUAGUUAACCUUUCAAUAAUGAAACCAUAACAGAAGAGUUGUGCAUUUUUAACCAGUCAUUUUUAAACCUAGCAGAAGCCAGGAGGCCAACAUGUUUUCUAAUCUUUUUUGUCAGUUUGUUACAAUUAAAAUAAUGCAUUUAUUUUUAAAGAACACAAUUAAAAAAAAAGAAAAUCUGGUUGCUUUUUAAUUUCUUGUUUUCCUGAGUUCUUAAAAUAAAUCUGUAAUCUUUUUGAUAGGUACACAUAUGGGGCCCUAGGAACAGUAACACUAGAGAAACAAUUUGCCUCUAAUGUUGCACCUUACCUACACCAAAUGACUGUCAAGGUUUGUUUCUUGUUUGUUAACAUAAUAUCGAAUAGCUCUUGUUACUUUCAAUUAGAAGCUUUAAAUCUUGGGUAUUUGUAGAGAAAUCUAGCCGAGAGAUCUUAUUGUAAUUCAUUGGUUAAAAAUUACAAUCGUUUGGCUUGAAGCACUUGUAAUAUAAAAUGUAACAAAGUUAUAAAAACAAAUCAAUAUGUCAAUAAACAGAUUUUUAGAAUGGAAGCUACAAAUGUUGAUAUUAACUCAUUAAAACUGAUAUGUCAAGACCCAUUUUUCAAGUGUGUCAAGCAUAAUUGUAAUCCUCUCUACCCUUAAGUAAUUAUUACCUGAGUAGCUCUUAUCUUCCCAAUAGGAUCUUGAGGUAGAUGACAAAGGCCCUGAACUAUUGAAAACACUGGAUGAAGUGUUCCCCCCUGGUUGUGACAUUUUCAUGAUUGGUACCCCUCACUAUGGAGCUCAAGGGAAGGUAAGUAUCACUGCUUUUUUAAAAUAAAUAUUCAAAAAAUUACAUUCCUGGUGAUGUUUCAUCAUUUAUUUUCUAUGCUCUUUUCAUUAUGCUGAGAGAGAAUACAGAUGAGAUUUAUUUCAGGGAUAGUUGACUACUCUUGAUUAGAUGAUUUGUUUUUAAAAUCAGGUAUUUCACCUCCCCAAAGAAAAGAGCUUUGCUGGACUUAUGAGUCCAUUCUAUCCAUCUAUCUGGUCAUAGAUGUGGAUGACCCUGGACUAUUUUAACCCACUACCUCAUGAUUAUGAAGCAGAUGCUCUACUUUAGUGCCACACAGCUUGUGCUGACAGACAUAAAAUAAUUUAACUCGGAGAGAGAGGAGCUACGUGGCUGAAUGAAAGUCAAAAUGACAUUCUAUUCUUACGUGCUUGAUCAUGUCAUAAAGUGAUAAAAUGAUAUUGUUGCUCUAAAUAAGAACAUAAUUGAUAAUAAAUUUGUUCAAAAUAUUUUCUCAAUUCAGGUGAAGGAGAUUCUUCACGAGCAUGGCAGAAUAAGAAUUUGCUUGGAUGUAAAAGAAGAACCAGACUUCAGAUGCUUAGGAAACUCUGUAAACACAUUGAAUAUUUCAUGAAAAUUAAAAAAAUUUUAAUAUUAAAUAUGUUAUGAAACAAUUAUCCAUGUGGUGUGGCAAGUUUGGGUGAGUGAGUACCCCUGCAGGCUUCCUAGGCCCCCAUCCGGAAGGGGUCUGUUCCAUCUCAACCGCAGGCUGCCAUGAUGGACAGUCUGCUGCACUGCCAUGAUGGACAGACUGCUGCAUGCGAAUUUUGGGGGUUGGGGGGGUGUAUUCCUAAAUAAAACUUGUGUUUAAAUAAACAGAAUGAUGGUUUUUUUGUGCAUUAUUUUAGCUUUAUGAUCCUAGGCCAAAGUAAGGUACUUGGGAUGUUACUUAGAUCUUAAAGCUUACUUUGGGUUGUCAUUACUAUACCAAAACUUGACCCAACAGAUCACUUCAGAGAAGUACUUGAACAACUAUCAGGCCGCCCAGCAGAUUGGGAUUGAUGGGCACAUAAUGUCUAGGAUCACUGGUUCUGUAUUUGUGGAAAAAUCUGGCCCUCAUGGAGGGAAAGCCAACAUAGGCCUUAACCUGAAAUUCACAAAGCGGGAGGAAGAAGUCCCUGGCUACACCAAAAAACUAGAUGAGGGCUGGGUUUACAGUUUCAAGUGUGUGAAAGCAGUGGAGGAAUACAUUGAUCGGUACAAUAAAAUUUCAGAUUUUUAUAAUGAAAAGUUAUUUCUAUAUACUGUUUGGAUGGACACUCCUUGUUGGCCGACUGGCUGUUGGGGUUAGUUUCCAACUUAUAAAGUCCCUCAAUACUUGUGAUUCUUCCUCACUUUCUUCUGACUUUGUACUCUAAAACAAUGUAUUGUUUUUCCAGUUUUCCUGAUCUGUGGUUGAGCAUUCAGCAGCAGAAAUCUAACUCUGAUAUUUACACUGAAGCCAAAUUAUUUCCUGAGGGCAGGUGAGUGAUUAUUUUUUUUUCUUUUUUUUUUAGAAGUUUUUUUUUAUUUGGUAACAAAAAUUUAUUUUCCAAGAAAUUAUUAAAUAUAGGGUAAAUAAUUUAAUAAAACGUUUUUUUUUGGAUUGGUUGCUGGCUGUGUAUCACACAUAAUAAUCUCCAGUUAUGUAUGUAUGCAUGGCUGUAAGGCUGUGUUGAAUGAGUGCACAAAAUAAAAUUCCCCGAAGCUAGGGCUAAUUGUGAUCUUCAUAAAGUGCAUUACUUGAAUGGAUGUUUUGUCAAGUAACUUUAGUAGAGGGCAAGUUCACGCAUUGCCACCGCCAUUGUUUGGAAGUGUUAUUUCUCGCAUAUGUAUAUAAUUAUUAAAGCUCGCUAUAGGGGUAAUAAAAAAACAAUAACAUUGGGUCCUGUUUCACUUUAUCCAUUAUGAAACUAAGUAUAGAUUCUUUUCUUUUUCAGUUCAUCCAAACUAUCAGAUGUAAUAAAGUAUUUGGAAGAUCUGCCUUGCACUAAAGCACCACGCAUGAAAUUUGGGGCUGAAAUUUUAAGUGAGGACAGAGUCAAAGAGAUUGAAGAAAUGACUGUAAGUAGUGUAAGAAUUUUAAGAGAUGCUUAACAAAAUUAAGGUUUAUGAUAAAUACCAGUUAAAGAAAAAGGCUUUUCUAGUACAUAUUUAGGUGAAAAUUAUAUUUAGUACAUACAAUUAGAUGAAAAUUAUAUUUAGUUUUAAUUUUCUUAAUUAAAACAAGCCAAUAUUUUGAAUGGUAGUUGCUUAAUUGAGGUCCAUUGACAUAAGCAAUAAGUCAAUUGGUUUCAAAUCUUUAUAUGGUUGAAUUUGUGAUAAAAAUGCACACUUCUGUGCAUUCUUGUUGAUCAAUAGGUAAACCAAAAUUGUAUUUCUAAAUGAAACACUCAGCUGCUUUUUUUAAAAAAAAAAUUUAAAUUUUUUUUUUUUUUUAAUUUUAAUUUUUUUUAUUUAAAACAUACUAAAGGAAAAAAUAAUUCUAAAUGUAAUCUUCAUAAAAUGUUUUAUCAAAUAGAUUAGAUUAUCAUUUGAAAGAAAAUAGCACACCCCCAUCAAGUUAAGAACUUCCAUUCAUCAGAGCUAUUAAUCACAGCUAUUAUUGAAAACUAUAUGCCUUACCAAAGUUAAUUGUUAGCAAAUUUAUCUCCGCCAGGCAGCACUGAAUCCUGUUCCAGACAUUGUCAAAAUGAAAGUCAAGCCCAGACUUUUAUUUAGAGUAGGUGAUCUUAUUUCUUAUACAAAUUUUUUAUAUAUUUUCCAAAUCAACAGAUUCAAAUAGUAAGAAGUAAAACAAAUUUUUUUAAAUUAAAAAAAAAUAUUUUAGUUAUUUUUCUCAAGAAGAAAAACUGUUUAUUUUUUAUCAUGUUCAUGUUAUUAUGAGAUUAUUUAAGAUGGGGAGAAAAUGUCAGGGAGUUAUAGUAACAAAUUUAUCUGUAUUAUGAGCUGUUUAAACUAAAAAUGUAUUUGCUUUCUAUAUUUCUCCAGCCCAUGGCAAAUCAAGGCUCUCUGGUCCCUGAUCCGGAUGCAGAUUUUUUUCUGUACGACAGAAUUGUGGUAGUAAAAGCCGGGUACUCGGUGCCAUUUGGUAAAAGAGGAACCAUUAUAGGGAUACCUAAAGAAGAUGAUGGAGGCAUCACACCUCACAGUUUGUAUGAUGUGGUGUUUGAUGAGCCAUUCUUAGGGGGAAUAAAUUUGAGGUAAUAUAUAAUUGUAACUAUAAUAAAGUUGAUGAAACGUGAGGCUACUUAUAUCAUGUUGGCCCCAUCAUAUUAUUGUCAGAAUCUCUGCAUUGAAUUAUGUGCAUAUAUUUUUAAUGCGUAGUGACAGGUUUUAUAAAUUAAUUUUGUUACUUACUGUUCUAUAGUUUUGCAAAUGUAAUGUUUUAAGAUUUGGGGAACAAUACAUAACAAAGGACUGAAAAAGCAGUAUACCUAGAAAAAUGAUGUCAAAGCUAGUGAUUAUAUAACAAAGGACUGAAAAGCAGUAUACCUAGAAAAAUGAUGUCAAAGCUAGUGAUUAUAUAACAAAGGACUGAAAAGCAGUAUACAUAGAAAAAUGAUGUCAAAGCUAGUGAUUAUAUAACAAAGGACUGAAAAGCAGUAUACCUAGAAAAAUGAUGUCAAAGCUAGUGAUUAUAUAACAAAGGACUGAAAAGCAGUAUACAUAGAAAAAUGAUGUCAAAGCUAGUGAUUAUAUAACAAAGGACUGAAAAGCAGUAUACAUAGAAAAAUGAUGUCAAAGCUAGUGAUCAUAACAAUGUUCAAUUUAAUUAUACUCUUAAAUUUAGAUAAAAAUUCAAAAUCAAAUAUGCAGAAAUCAAAAUUAUAUUAACUUGCAGCACAGCAAGUGAAAAAGUAAUAUCCUUGUGUCUAGAGAAAUGAGUAAAUAUCUCUCUUCUGCGGCUAGUAAAGCUGCCGGCCUAUGUAUAGGGAGGGAGUUAGAAGCCCGCCAGAUAAGAAAUUCUAGAAAUUGCAUCACCCAAUAGCAUUCUUUAUAGCAAAUAGAGUGUAAACAACCUUUUCCCAGUCAAGGGAGUAUUGGGGUUGGUACAGUGCUGCACAUUUAAUGGGUCAAUAUCAAGAAGAAAAAAAAGGAAGGAGGGUAGAAAAGUGGAGGUUGCCACAGCGCUACAAUGAAGUAAAAUUAGGUCAACACAGAUUUAUAACAAUAUGCUUAAAAUUGUUAAGAAAUAAAGUUGAAAAUUGAUUUGAAAAAAUAAACCUGACAAAAUUCUGCUCUUUUGGAAUAGCAUUCAUACCAUAUUUAAAAGGCACACCAUGUAAUUUGAAAUGAUUUUUCCAAGGAGAGAAAGGGCUGCCUCAAUUAAUUUCCCAUAACACAUCAGGAUGACUUGUUGAUCUUGCUAAAGCACUUAUCAACAUAUUUCUUAACUUGGCAUGGACAAAAUAUUUCUUAUCUUUUAAAUAGUUAUGAUACACUGUUGAAUUGGGAUAGAAUAAUAAUAUUCAUUAAGAAGGCAACCCAUUAAAUUUUAUGUAAAUUUCUUUUUAAAUCUUUUUAUUCAUUUAACUUUAAAUAAUCAUGUGGGGGUGAUGGAUAGUAAACAUUUAAUAUGAAGAUUAUCAUGCUGUAGAAAUGCUGUGUAUCAGCUUAUUAAAACAGUGCUGUGAAGAAAAAAUCUGAUCUUGUGCCAAAUUAGCUAGUGUUAAAAUGUUUUCAUUUGGUUGAUCAUGUUGCCAAACCCACUGCUCUCAACUGCUGUACUCUCAGGUGCUCCCAAAAUAAAGGCUACCGAGUGCCAGGAUCAGCCAUGCUUAAUCUCACAUUUGGUGAGUUUAGGAAAUCUGUCAGUUUAGACCAGAGGGCAGCUUUGUCCAGGAAUUCUGCCAGGUACAAGCUUCUUUGAUUUUCAUUAUGCCCAAGUUAAACCACCAAAUGUUCUUCAGAUGCUCUGUAUAAACAAUGUUAAUUGACGAAGUGAUUUUAGCCAGAAUAUUUUACUUUGUAUUGUCCUGCUUAAAUGAAUCUACCCCCUUCUGGUAUAAACAUGUUGGUGAUGUCAUUUAAUCCUCUAAAUUUAAAAUUUAUAUAUUCUCAAGACUUAUGUUUUAAAAUAUAAAAUUUCCUUAUUUGAAAUACUUUCUUCUUGCAAUUUUCUUUGCAUACACUGAACUUUUUAGUCUCUACUGAUAACAUCAAAUUACCAAGAAAACUCUAUCAUUUUUUAAUCUCAGAACGUUUUUUAAACAGAACAGCAUUUUUUUAAUCAAUCAGUUGAGGAAAUCAAUAUAAAUUACCUUUUGUUGAAGUGUUGAGUUUCUGUUAAUAAAAGGAAUGUAAAUUUAACAUUCUGAUCAUCUGCUUACUCAGAAUGCAGCAGACUCACUCCAGUGAAAGGUCCAGCUACAACGGCCAUGGCAGUGGGUUUAGCUCCAGCCAAAACAACAACAAUGCCAUGGGGCAGAGGCAGCCCUACGGUGACCGUGGUGGUGGUGCCUACAGUGACAGGACUGCCUUGUGGAAACAGCAACAGCAACAAUACUCUUCUAGAUCCUUUCAGAACUCACAGUUUCAUCAACAGCCUGUCAGGUGGGAGAAUGGGCAGCCAACAUUUGGACAAGUUUUUGGUUUUCAAAGUCAGGUGAGCUCAGGUCAUAUAAAGAGAGUGGUUCUUGAUGUAUUUUUAUGAACCUGAUUAUUUCUUUUGGCGCAUGCAGAUGUCUUGUUGAAGUAAAAAAAGAAAGAUAAUUUGUCACCGCUCUUACAUUAUUAAAUAUAAAUCUUUGAAAUGUCAUAGUUUUGUGGAAAAUAUCUGUGACAUUAUUUGAAACUUAUUCACACCAUAGAGUAACAUUUUUAACAAUGCUAGUGUAUAUCAGCAAAUUAUGAUUUGUAAACAUGUCCUCAACUGUAAAUCAGUUGAGUAAUACAUAAUUAUUUGAUGAUGAGAAAAAAUAAUUUUCAAGAAUGUUUUCCUUUCUGCAAUUUAAGCAUAAUUAUAUUGAAAGUUGAUAUCAAAAUUGUAAUGAAUUGUUUCGUUUUUUAGUAUUAACAUAAAGUUUGAUUUUGGAAUUUCAUGGGCAGAAGGACAGGAAGAGAGAGUGUGGUAGAAUUCGAAUGUUAAAGAUGGCUGUUUUGCUCUCGCAUUAAGUAUAUAGCAUAUAGCAUUGGGAUAGCUAACUUACAAUCUGAGUGGAUUAUAAUGUAUGUGAAGUGUGUAAGAUCAUGACAAUUAUAUUACUCCAAAUUGAAGAUUUUAUUUCUGGUUUGUGAAUCGUACUGAGUAAAAUAAAGUAUAUAGUGAUGCAAACAUAUCCAAUCUGCCUCAUGCUUUCAUAGAAGUAAUUAUCGUAAUAAUGAGAAAGCACUAAGUCACGACUACAACACUGGAUAUAUAAAAACAUAAAUUGUAGGUAACAGAAGACCUGUGUUCAACAUAUAUAAUCAAGAUGUUACAAAAAUAAAGUUUAUAUUAAAAUUAUAUUUCAAUGCCAUUUAUUAAUUUAUAGGUUAGCAGAAAAAAGUUGAUCAUUAUAUAAGUAAUGUUUAACUCAACCUAAUAGGGAUUUACUUAAUUCGUAACACUUAAAAAAAAUAUUUUUUUUAAAUAUUAGCGAUCUACUCAACAAACUUGAAUGUUGGAUCUAAACAGAUUAAAAAAAAAUUGAAGGUGUCAAAUUUCCAUUCCCAACAUGCCAUUCACUAAUAAACAUAUAAUUUAUCAUCCUAGUAGCCAUACUAAGGUAUAUUUCUACAUGAUAUUUUAUCAUCCUAGUAGCCAUACUAAGGUAUAUUUCUACAUGAUAUUUCACCAAGUUAAUACAUGCCUGUAAUACAUGACAGUCAUUUUCUUUCUGUUCCAGGGUGCAGGUAAAAGUCAAGGGGUGACACCUCCUAAAUUUGUGACUCCUAAAGUUCAAGGUCCCCAGACUGUGAUGCAUAAUACUACAACAACUCAGGCACGUCCAUGCCAUUUAUUAAAAUCUAUGUUAUUCAGAAAAAAAGCCAGACAACCACCCUCAUAAUUUGGUGGAAAUGUUUUAAUAUUUAAGUCUUGUUGCUAAUAUUUCAUAUUCAUUUUAUCAAAGGUGAGGAACCUACUCACAAUACCUUUUUUUGCAAAAUAUUUUUUUCUUUUAAGUUUUAAAAAUACUUGUUUUUGUUCUACCACUGCAGGAUAACAGAGGGGGUGCAGAGAAUAGUGAGUUUGAUAGUAUAUGGAAGAACCUGCAGUCACACAAGGUUAGUUUAGACAGGUUCAGCAUGCUAGGGGACUGUUCUGUCUGACAAUUUGUUGGUGACAGUUUUUUAUUUCUCAUGUUUUGUGUCAGUUGUCAUCUCUGGAGUCUUUUAGAUUUACUUUCAUCUAGUCAUUUUAAAAUGUGAACAAAAUUAGGUCCUUUCUUGUAAACACCACUAAUAAGCCAUAUGUUCAACAAGUAAAGGACAUUAUCAGCAAGUUGAUUUUCAUAUGUAAUGUCAUUUUUUAGAGCUGGAUUUGUUGCAUCAUAAGAUUAAUUAAAUUGGCCUCUCCAUUUAUUUUGUUAUCCUAAAUAAAAUGCCAUUCAAAUUCUAAAGUAGAGUCAAUUUGUUUUUGGAAUACUAAAAAAAAAAAAAAUUGUACAAAAUAAUUAUUUUUCAAAUGAUACUGCAUAAAUUAUGCAAGCUUUCUUUAAAAAUUAAAAUUUUUAAAUUAUUUUUUUCUAAAGCAUCUCACCCAAGGCUCCAAAUCAUCUGAACCUCUACCCCAGUUGCAAGGCUUAUCAGCAUUACAACAACAAAAGGAUCAGCCAGCAUUGCAGCAGCCUUUAACUCCUCAGAACGCCCCCCACCCACGGCCCAUAUUUUCUGUGCCAGGGAACGUGAUCCCUGCUUCCAGUCCGGCAGUCACGUCAGCUGGGACCCACUCCCUGACCCCUGUGUCUGUUCAGAGCUUGUUUGAUAAUGCUUCAAGACAAAAAACUGUCCCUGAGCCCCGCGAAGGCCCAGAAAAUGCUGAGUUUUUAGCCAUGUUCAAUACUUUAAAGGUUUGUUUGAAACAUUGUCAGCGAUAUUUCAUUGUAGUUUAGUGAUGCUCAAUUGUUUUUGUCUCUGCCUUUCAAAUGUGUCUUGCCUCACAUCUUCCACCAUUUGUUGGUUAAUAAUCAUCCAAGUUUAAAAAAAUGAAAUGUAAAUGAAUGUCAUCUCGUUUAAUGGAUUAGUCAUUUUAUAAACACACAUGUAGAUCCAUGCUUUUCUCCAUACUAGAUCCUAACAUUUCAAAUGAUGAAUUUCCUACCAAUGAUUUUUUUCUUCUGAUGCCAUUCCCCUUCAGUUCACUGCUGAAGCCAAACAGUCGAGUAAUGUGAAUGCAGCUGUGACUUCUCUCCCCUCAUCAGUAACUGUGCCAAGGGACACCAAAUCAUCAGUUAUUAUCUGCUUUACUUCAAAUCUGCUUUCGUUUAAUAAUUUGUUUGAUUUUAAGAUAAAAGAACAUGCAUGAGAUUUUAAUUAAAGAUAAUUACCUUGUAAUAUUUUUUGCGCACAUGUAAACAAAAAAAUUCUUAAAUGAACUAGUUUUUUUUUUUUUUUAUUGAAGUGAGGAAACACUUAUCCAUAAAAUGCACUAACAAGGCCAUCAUUUACCCUCAGGCUGAUCUAGCACUGAAACAACUACUGAAGAUUGGUGUAGAAGCAACAGCUCCGCAAACUCUUGCAACAGCUACAACCACUGCAAGUGAAACAACACCCUCUGUUUUACACAGACAGCAAUCACCAAAUAUUGCACAGCAGGCUCCUGCUGUGUCUGCUGUCCUGCCAACAGGGCAGUCGGAGUCCAGAAAGUCUCCUGGAAUUCCCCCAGCUUGCAUGAGACAGGUGUCCUUGCAAGAAUUGUUUGAUGAAGGUAAAGGGUAAUGCUGUAAAAAAAUUUGUCUUGCCUUUGCUUUGUUUAUAAAUUUGACUCAUAAAUCUCUAUAAAUGUUUGAUAUGAUCUGACCUAAGAUAAAAUGGACGGCUUUGAUUAAUUUUAAAAUUCUGUCCUUUUUAAUCAAAGUUUGUUUUUCUUGUAACAAAAGCUGUCCAUACAUUUUAACAGCAAAAAACCACCAGCAGCUGAAGCAGCCGCCAGUCUCAGAAUCCCCUAAAUCAGGUCAAACGUCAUCUCAAGUCACUGAAAACAGGUGAGAACUUGGUAGUAUUUUAAUAUUUUAUGGCGUUCUUUUACUGUGAAAUAACUUCUUGGUUAUUUAUUCCUUUUUUUAUCUUAAAAAAAAAAGAGAAAUAAAUAUUAUAGAUUUUUAUAUUCUUCUUAAUUUGUUCAUUUUAUUUGUGUGGUUUUGUAGUUAUGUAUAUAUAUUACCUGCUAAUCAUGAAAAAUCUUUAAUGGAACCACAAACUGUUUGCUAAGAAGCUAAUCUUAUGCAUUCUCUCUGUUCAUUCUUAACACUGCAUAUCAAUGGUAGCUUUAUUCUUAUAUUAAAAAAUAUAUUUUAAAAACUUUAAUCUACAUUUAGGGAUCCUAUUGCUGAGCUAGAAGUUUUUUGUAAAACUCGUCUGAAUCAAGGUACACCACAGUUUGAUUACAAGACCCAACCCAAACAGGCAAGUUGGCUCACUUUAAACAUUUUACAUUUGAAUUGUAAAAAAAAUAAUAAAAUCUUUCAAUAAAAUUACCUAAAUUUGCAAUACAAACCAAUAUUCUUUCACCUGAUAGUUCCAUUUUAUUGUAAAACUGAGAUAAGCUAUUGAUCAAGUAAUAUGAUUUUAACUGUGCAAUUGGGCGAUAAAAUUAUCAGUUUGGGAUCGAAAGCUAAUAUAUUUAUUUGUUAUUUUGUAGAAUGGCUACAUUGCAAAUGUGAUUUUGUCCAAUGGCCAUCGGUUUGAGGGGUCACUGUGUAAAACCAGAGCUGAGGCAGCAAAAAGUGCUGCCAGCAUGGCUUUGCUCUGCUUGGUAAGUCAUAGACACAAGUUGACAAAUUUAAGUCCACUCUCUCUCACAAAAUGCGCUUGUAGCUCAACAUUUUUUAAUCAUUUAAAUUGCUUAAAUCGAAGAACAUUUCAUACCUUGAUGCCCUAAGUAAAGUUAUGCAUGUCGCUUGCUUCUCUGUGUACUACCCGCCAUUAUACCCACCACCUGCCAUUAUACACACCAACUACCAUUAUAAUAAUACCUCCCUCAACACAUAGCCUUCUGCUAUAGAUUUCCUCCUUAGCUGAGCAGCGUUGGUGUUGACAAUAUAAUUCACUAAAAAAAUAAUAAUAAUAAUAAUAAAGUUUAUUUCAAUUAUAGUUUUUUUGUUGACAUUGUACCACGCUUCGAGCCUUUGGGGAUGAAGCGUGUUUUUGAAAUAAACUUUAUUAUUAUUAUAAAAAAAAUAUCCAUCUUUUCUUUUUUUACAGAACAGCAGACCCAAUUUAAACCACCCACUACUCACUGGUUUUAUGCCCGGAGCUCAGCGGCCAAAUGUUAACCGUUUCUUUUCAAUAAACUCAGCUUUCAGCCCCAUUGGACUGCCAGGUAAGGUUUUAAAAAUGUAACAAAAUUAUAGAAUUCACAGAAUAGUUUUAGAAUAAUGAUACAUAGAUACUAAAAUGAAGCUUGCAAUCAAUAUUGUAAUGUUAGGACUUUGCUUUGAGCAUUAAUUUGUUUUGAGUUUUUUGUGUAAAACUUUUCAUUGUGUUUAUGUCUCUGUCCAAUCUCCUCACAGGCCCUAAUCCAAGUCUUCUGCCUCGACACCCUCCAGUUUCUGCACCAAUGCUGCUGACACCCCAACAUUUUAUCAACCAGCCACCCCCUUCCAUCACCAUGCAUCACCUUUUCCAACAACAGCAGCAGAUACCUUAUCAGAGCACUGGACAUCACACUCAGAACUUUGGGCGAGAGGUAAAAUAUCAGCAUUUCUUGUGAGACCUAACAUUCUAUUGAUCGUAAUUAUUUCUUUUACUGUGGUUAGAUUUUUAUUGUUGCAGGUGCCGUGCCAUUUUAGGAUAAUUUAAAAAAAAAUCUUUUACUUUUGUUAUUACCCAGGAAAAAAGUUUUUAAUCCCUAAUGUCUGGUGUAUUGUUUUGUUCUAUGUUUCAGAAUCUCAUGUCAUGUUCCCUAAAAAAAUAUUGACGUUCACCUUUUAGCUGAAAGAAUUGGACUCCACCAAAUUUUUUUUUCUGUAGAUUUUUCUUAAAAAGAGGAAUAACCACUAAUACUAAUCACAUUUAAAUAAUAGAAUAAAAAAAAACAAAAACAAGGCAGAAGAUUCCAUUUCAGUUGUUUUUGUUGUUGUUGAAUAACUUAAAGCUGCCAUACAGCUAUAAGUUAGAGCUAAUUGGGUGUCCUUCUCAACAGCAUCCCAACAGGCACCCGCAGCAGAGAGGACCACAAAAUCCAUCACCGCAUUCUUUUCAAGGCCAGGCCAUUCAAGGCCAUCUGAAUGGUGGAUCCAGUCAAUCUGGUUCCAAUUUCAGUAUGGCGGCGAUGACACAGGCACCAACCACAACUGGGUCAUCGUCUGUAAGCCAGCAAUUUAUUCCUCUUCAGGUAAAGAUUUAAAUCAAAAUAUUUUGUCCCACGUAGUGAUAGCUAACUUUGAUUAAUCAAAAGUUGAACACAAUUCACUGGAACUGGAAAAUGUAUUUAUCCGACAGUGUUAUUGCAAAUUACAAAUGGAAAAUAAGUGUUUUAGUAAAGCCAGGACUGAAAGGAGAAAGUUUUCCUUUAAAUGUUGUUAGCAAUUUUUUAAAAUGUUCAAUAAGUCUUUUUCAGUGCCAAGGAAAACAAUGAUGGUGGUGGAUUGAUUUCUUAUUGUGAUGACCCUGAGUUUUUAAAGUAGAAACUCUUCUUUAAAAAAAUUGGAAACACAUCUUACAGAUAACUCUUAUGAAUAAUUAACUCUUAUGAAUAAUUAUAUUUGACUGACAAUUAAUGGAAAUGGGAAGAAGUUGCGUUUAGUUUUCCCUGUCAACCGGAAAAAAAAAAUCUCAGCAGUUCUAAGUAUUAUUGUACGUGUAUGGAUAGUUUUAAACUUGAAUAUAUUGUCGACAGGUAUCACGAAAUCAGAAGCAUCCAAACAAGAGAAGGGAGAGUGAAUCUGAUUCCCAAUCUGUUGGUGAUGCUGUGACGCACACUGUCAGCUCUUCCCAUCAUGAAGAACUGUUAACAAAGGAGACAGCUACUCCAGGGCCACCAUCUCAACCUGCAGGAAAUAUUGAUCCAACUGCUGGUUGGAAGGAAAACACAGAUAGGAAUGGAAUGCUUUCCCACGGAAGUCAACCGUCUGUGCCCUCUUCAUCAAUCGCAGUACCAGGUGCACCCUCAAGGUCCUCAGUACAAUCCGGUGACAAGAAAAAGAAAUCACGGAUUGCUGCAAAAUUUGUAAAAAAGUGAAUCUAGGUUCUACUUUUUAAAGCUGUUUGCAUAUAAUUUUAAUUUUCCAUCAGAUUUAAAAUCAUUUGAAAAGCCUAAGAUAAAACAUCCUUUUAAAAAUGUUUUUAGCUCUCAUGAAUAUUUGAGAUAAACAAACGAAAAAAUAUAACUAGAAUAGUUGAAGCUGUAAUUUUAAUGACAACUCACAGAGGUUCUGUCCAAUCAUCUUUCUUUCUAAUUCUUGGGUGCAUUUGUUGAUAUCAGUUUCUGGUCAAAAGCUUUUUGUUUUGACAAAGUGCAACCACAGAUGAAGAUGCUUCAAAUUACAUUUUUUAAGUCUCAUCAGUCGGGCACGUAUCUGGAUUUAGUGCACAGCAUACAAUUUGCUUUGUGAGUGCAUAAAAAAUAUAAUGAAAUAUUAACAUACUGAAGUAAUUUUAAUACCCAUUAAUCAUGCCUUUUAAAGCUGAGAUAUUAACACUAUUUGUUUUAAGUUAAGAAAUAGGACAUAUGAUUUGUACUGAUUGUACAUUUUUAUUUGUAAAUCAAAAUGUUGCAACUACCAGUCACAAAAUAUUUUUUUGCCCACUCCAAAGGAAAAGAAAAAGCUAGAAGACAAGAUGAAAUGAAACAGUUGUCUUCAGUGAGGGGCUGAUAUGUCAUUUAAAAGUCUUUCUACUCAUUUUGAUUAAGUGUUUGCUGAUUCAGUAAUAAGUUUAGUAAAGGAGAAUGUUUUAGUUGUUCUUGUGACAUGUUCUUUAACCUCUCUCUUGUAUGCCUGGAGAUUAUUUGUUUUUGGUAAUACGUUUUGGUGAAAAUUUACUACUCAUUUAAAGAAUGCUUAUUUUUCAAGAUCUACAUGGAGUUAAAUUUAUAACUGAAAAAAAAGACAUAAUUCAGAUCAUUAUUAAAUUUGUUUUGCAAGUCAUAUAUCAACAUGAAAUAAGUAGAUGAAAUCUUGAUGUUCACAUCUCAUUGGUCAAAGAGCUUUAAGAAAGAAUCGGCCAGUGUAUUUCAGAUGCAAGGUGAAAAAACAAACCCAAAAUCGACAUUUACCUUCUCUUUGUGUGCUUACAUUUGUUACAUUUAGAAUUUUUUGUGUUAUUAGCAGUGACUUUUAUGUUAUGACUUUUACGUUGGUCUGUUGGAAAUUGUAUUUUUGUUCUAUUUGGUCUACAAUUUAAUGAUUUCAUUUUUUAUCUAUAAUGUCAUCAUGCUUUAAUUUUUUUUUUUCUUCUAUCUGCAUUUCAAUAUUCAUGAAGAUGUGCUUGUGGUUUUAUCAUAAGAACUUCUUAAAGAAGGAAAUUGACUGAGAAAGUAUCAAAUCGGAAUGGCAUGGACAGGGUUGAUGAUGUUAAAUUUCUAUUUCGGAUUCUUCCAGUGUGAUGCCUUUUCAAGAAGAGUGCUUUUACGGAUGUUAUAUUCUUCCUUAAAUGAGUCAUUUUCAUCUCAUUCUUUUCAAGAGUUUUAUGAACCUUUUGUUGAUAAUACAGUUUAUUUUUUAUCACAUUUUGAAUGGUUAAAAUUAAAUAUAAACAUCUUGUAUCCACCUCACAGAGCAUUUCUUUUUAGUUACAGGGCAUUCAUAGGUUUUACUAGUGGUUUUCAACAUGCUACAGUGGGCAUUGCCCUUUUAAUUUCUUAAGAGAAGCCAAAAGCUUUACAGCAGAUUUGGCUUAUAAAUUGUAAUGUUUUUAAUCUGCCAGUUUUUAAUUGAAAGACAUUACAGUUUUAUUUUUAAGUAGCAAUAACGUUUUCAUUAUGCUGAAAUGUUACGCAGAAUAGCUGAUGACUGGCAUUAAUGAGUCUGACAGUUUUUAUGAUAUUAUCCAACUUAAACAAAAUUAAGUAUAAAAUUAGUUAUAUAAUACCACUGGUGCCCAUAGUAAAAUAAUAAUAAUAACCUGUGUAAUUAGAAAGAAUGAGAGAAGUGUGACAAUUAAUUUUUAUUUCAUCCCGCUUGAACAGAGAGUCCUGGUAAAAUUAGCUUGACUCAAAUGCUGGCCAUAAUAAAUAGAAAUUAUAACCUAUGUAAUUUAUUCUUUUAAAAUCAAAUGUACCAGAAACUCAUUGAUUUAUUAUUUUUUCUUUCUGAUCUAUUUGGCAUGCAGACAAAACUCAACAAAGUUAUACAGUUGUGUCCCUUUUCCUUUGUCCAAUUGUUCAGAAACUUCUUACUGAGCUGCACCAGUUUUAGGGUAACAUAACAUUAAAAGAGGAGGACAUUUUUGUUAAAUAGGAUGCUAGAAGCACAAUUCUAAAACAAAUGUGGAGGAUUCAGAAUAAAAAGAAACCUCACAAUAUACCAUUCUCUGACCAUCUGAAGUUUAGCUGUCUCCCUGUUGGACAAGAUGUAUUUUGGCAUUCACUGUUGCAAGUUAAAAGGUUUCAGUUGGUGAAUCCUGUCUGCAUGGAUAGAGCCAAGGUCACUGCCACAUCUUGUCUCGUUUGGUAUUCUCCUUUUGACAGAGCAUUGUCCCCCAUUGAUAUUAUGAACUUUUUUUUCUGGUGUAGGCAAGAAGUCUGUUUGAAGAUGUGGGGUUUCUAUUUACAAUUAUGAAGUAUGGGCAAAAUCCUGAACACAAACUUCAUGUCUGUAUACAUGAAACUGCAGGACUCAUUUCUUCAACAAACCAAUGGACUGAAUUAUUUGAAUUUGUUUUUGAGUUUCAUAUUCCAGUAAAACCCACCAGUGGUUAAUUUUUUUUUUUUUUCUUCUUCAAAGUUCAAUAAUAAUUUCAAAUAUUUUUUGCUAUGAUCAUGAUUGACGAAAUAGUUUUUCUGUCAAUGAGUUGUGUUGUUGUUUCUCUCAAAUCACAUGCAUCUUUUAAAUGAUCUGUUGUAACUCACGAUUGGAAUCAAGCCAAAAGAGCUCAGUUCAUUUUUUUCAGGAGCUGACUACCUGGAAUGUCUAAUCGCAUACCGGUACUCAUACUAUUGCUCCGACAGCUUGAGGGCUCAUACAUCAAUGUCCUGAAGGUUUCUUUGAUCAACUCAUUUUGGCUGGUAGGAAGUAGAAGUAGAAAGUAAUCUUGACAUGUGUAGUCCACAAAAAUGAAGAGAGCUAAGACAGAAAGCAAAUUCGACACGUGGGCAGCCUAGUAGAAUGAAGAGAGCUGAGACUGGUGUGAUCAUUUUGAGACGGUUCUUUAUGUAAAUAUCAUAAGAGUGUGCAAAGUGCAGACUGUAUAAUGUUUGUACAUAAAAUAUGUUUGAGAAAUAGGAUUACAUACUUGCAUAGCAAAUUUUUAAAAACUUGCAAAAUGUUUGGUCAUUCUUUUGUUCUUUUAGGAAGCUUUUUAUUUGUUGAAGUUGCUCUUCAUGUAAUGUCUUUAUCUUAUUAACCUAGUGUGUGUGUGUUUUUUAAUGCACUUAAGUAAGUAUAUUACAACUCCGUACUUUUUCUCCUAAAAACCGGCAAUAAAAUAGCUAAAUAACUUUCA
Molecule: messenger RNA, 29119 nt
Organism: Lymnaea stagnalis (great pond snail)
Lineage: Eukaryota; Metazoa; Mollusca; Gastropoda; Lymnaeidae
Source: the annotation of a GenBank genome assembly